Molecule: messenger RNA, 456 nt
Organism: Cyphellophora attinorum
Lineage: Eukaryota; Fungi; Ascomycota; Eurotiomycetes; Chaetothyriales; Cyphellophoraceae
Exons: 2
Coding region: 1-456 (151 amino acids)
Source: RefSeq, a predicted model, not a curated record
AUGUCUGACUGGCUCGACGGAUGCAUUGCACGACUCGAAAUCUCCUUCGGGCCAUGGUUUCCGCUGAUUGCAGACGAAAUCGUGAAGAUCAAUGGAACAAUCGAGGACACCGAUUCUGCGAUGCGACGUGCCGCAAUGCCUCCCGAAUGGUUCGGUCCCGCACAGUCGCGGCUUUCCGAAGCAGCACGCAGGCCAGUGACCCCUCCUCUCGGCUACCUUUAUGUGUCCUCCGAUCAGUCAAUAUCAGGCAGUUCAUCAGACACAUCAGGCGAGCUCGUCACGCCGCCUGAAAGACCUACGCCAUGUCCUGCGAACCCCGCCGCAUAUCAGAAUAGGCUGCGAGUCCGCCAUGGUGCUGAUGUUGCUCUCCCGCACUCCAAGAUAUCAAAGCUACGACUACCGUCACCUCCUGGUCGCAAGAUGCCUCUCCGCGCUUACCGGAGAAGGCGAAUGUAA